AUGAUGCCGCGAGAGAAGGAUAGAAAAGAAAGCCAGGAGCUGUACCGCCCCGCGCGGCUGCCCGAGAUCCCAGGGCUGCGCUACAGGUUCCACAGCCAGCGCCCCGAGCCCCACCUGACGGUGGAGACCAUGACCACGAUGACCACGAGGAGGUCCAUGCACCUCAUCGCUGCUCGCCUCGGACUGGAAGAAGGCGACUGGGACCCCGAGAUGGCAUACACUCUCACCAUCGCGGACCUGGAGCGCAUGGCUUUGCGCAAGGCGGCGGCGGCGCGCGCGGCCGCGGCCGCGCCGCCGCCGGAGCCCCCGGCGUUCGACGGUGCCGCGCAGCGCAUCCAGGCGCUGGCGCGGGGCUUCCUGGGGCGGAGCGCCCUGCGCCGCCUCCGCGAGGAGCAGGAGUUGCUCGAGCAGCUGCGGCGGGCCUCCGCUGGCUCUCCGCCGCAGGCCACAUCGCGGCGGGCCUCGCCGAGCUUCCGGGCUUCGCCCAGGGCUUCGCCCAGGGCUUCGCCCAGGGCCUCGCCCAGGACUUCGCCCAGGGCCUCGCCGCACGCCAGCCUCAAGGCCACCGCCGGCCAGCCCCUCGACGCGAGCGGCCGCGCGCCCACGCUGCCCUCCGGCUGGGCGCGCUCGCCGCGGCCCCGGGCCGCCGCCGCCGCGGGCGGCGCGCGCGCUCCACGGCUCGCAGAGGGCCUGCAGGGCCUGCAGUGGAGGCUUGCUUCGACGUGCUGGAUCGCAUAG
Prorocentrum cordatum is the source of this 738-nucleotide messenger RNA. NCBI's taxonomy places the organism in Eukaryota, Dinophyceae, Prorocentrales, Prorocentraceae. The record is from the annotation of a GenBank genome assembly.